This is a messenger RNA of Amblyraja radiata (thorny skate), 2134 nucleotides long. RefSeq names its product four and a half LIM domains protein 2. Lineage: Eukaryota; Metazoa; Chordata; Chondrichthyes; Rajiformes; Rajidae. Gene Ontology annotation, cellular component: nucleus; Z disc. Gene Ontology annotation, molecular function: transcription coregulator activity. The transcript has 5 exons. The record is from RefSeq and is a predicted model, not a curated record. The coding region runs from base 20 to 859 and encodes 279 amino acids.
AUCAUUGAGAAAAAAAAACAUGGGGGAUUGCUUUGAUUGCCACUAUUGUAAUGAUUCCCUCCUCGGCAAGAAAUAUGUUUUGCGAGAGAACGACCAGUAUUGUAUCAAAUGCUACGAGGAUCUCUAUUCGAAUACAUGUGACAACUGCAAGGCACCAAUUGGUAGUGACUGCAAGGAUUUGUCCUAUAAGGAUCUUCACUGGCAUGAACAAUGUUUCAAGUGUGCUAAAUGUGACUGUUCUCUUGCUGGGAAAGCAUUUUCUGCCAAGGAUGAUACUCUCCUUUGCAUGGAAUGCUAUUCAAAUGAGUACUCUUCAAAAUGCUUCACCUGCAAAAAGACCAUCAUGCCCGGAUUUCGUAAAAUGGAAUACAAAGGAAACAGUUGGCAUGAAGCCUGCUUUGCUUGUGAACGUUGCCGGCAGCCAAUAGGAACCAAACCUUUUAUCCCGAAGGAAAAUAAUAACUACUGUGUACUGUGCUAUGAAAAGCAGCUUGCUCAACGGUGCUCAUCCUGCAAGAAGGCAAUAACCACUGGGGGGGUGAGUUACCAUGACCAGCCAUGGCACAGGGAGUGCUUUCUGUGCAUUGGAUGCAAAAUGCAGCUGGCAGGUCAACGCUUCACCUCGAGGGAUGAAUUCCCUUAUUGCCUGGAUUGCUUCAGUAAUCUCUAUGCCAAAAAGUGUGUUGCCUGUUCCCAAGCAAUUGCUGGUCUUGGAAGCACAAAGUAUAUCUCGUUUGAGGAUCGCCAAUGGCACAAUGAUUGCUUCAACUGCAAAAAGUGCGCUAUCUCUUUGGUUGGUCAGGGAUUUCUCACAAAGUGUGAUGAUGUAUUUUGUCCCGAAUGCGGUCGAGAUGUCUAAACUAGAAAAUCAAAUUAUGCCUGGCUUUGGCAGUUGAAUGGCAUCAUCUUUCUAAAGUUAAAUGUACAUGCCGCAAUCUGCACAUAAGAAGCAUCUUGUCAAGCAUUUGGAUACAACAUAGAUUCUGAAUUAAGUUUGCUUCAAUAAUGGCAAUGCAAAUUUCCUUUACAAAUAUCAAAGUGCUCAUCCCUUUAGAAUAAGCAUUUCCUAUUGCUUUCUUACAAAGGCUGCUUUCAAUCUAAUUGCUAUAAUAGUAGUCAAAGUAUAUUCUAUUAGAGUAAAUAAAAUGGGGAAAUUGUUGACAUCACAUCGCAAAUUAACUGAUGGUGACCUGAAGGAUCAUAAUUGGGUUUGAAAGGAAUAGUACAACGUGAUGGAUUACUGGCUCAAGACUGGUUGCACUUUAACAAUUUCAACCACACUAAAGCAAAACGAGGAAUUAUACUUUUCCAGACAUGCCAGUUAAAUCAAUUUGCAAAUUCAUAUGAACUUUUUUUUUUAAAGUAUGAUCUGCAAAGUUAGAAAAACUACUGUUUAUGACAUUAUAUCCAAUUUUUGUUGAGGACCUGACGACAUACUUGGGGUGUUGAGAAUUAUUUUUGCAUGUUUUCUGUGUGAUUUACGCAAGUGGGGAGGCUCCACAUGUGGAAGAAAAUAUUAAUAUCCUUCCUUACUUAAUUUUGAUUGGAAUUGAACAAGGUAACAAAAGGGUGUUUGGAUGUGACAAUUGGUAUCUCUCGUUGACCAGGUGUAGAAGAGGUUUGUGGGAAUCGGCAAAGUAAGUUUAGACGUAUUACUUAGUGUCUAGAAAUGUUGAAUGGUUGAUGGUAAAUGUAAACACGAAAUAGUAGACUGAGAUAAGGAAGCUUGUUUCUCUCAGCAGUGUGUUACAAUAAACCACCCGCUCUCCCUACUGCUAGUAGCGUAGAUACGUUGCAAUAAAUGGGAGGGUUUGCGAUUGGCUCGGAGAGGGGAUGGUGGCUCGGUCCACCUAAAAGGUGAGAGAAUAAUGUCACGAUGCCCUUGUAUUAUGCUUGACGUAUUAACCAUCUGUUGUUGAAUAUGUAACAUAAACAAAAAAGUAUGUUAUGACUAAUGAAAUAAUUGAUACCCAUGUAGUAGAUACUAUAUUUUUGUGUAGUUGCAUCUAACAAAGAACAAAAGAUGUUUACUACACAGUAUAACUGUUGGCUAAUUCUGCUGUGAAGUCAGAGAACUGGUGGGCCAUUAACUGCCGCCAUCUCUCCAUGUUAUCAUGCAAUAAAGUCUCUUGAA